AAACUUGUUAUUCCCGUGUUCUUUUUUUUACUCCAGUAAUAGUAUUGUACGUAUGUACAUACCUGUUUGAUGCAGUCUGAUAAAUCUGUUCAGUAUUUUACUGUGCAAAGCUACUUGCAUCUUUGUUCAAAUCGUUUGGAGUGGGACAAUUCAAGUUCAAUUUUUCUGUAAACAUAGCUACUUGUGUUACGUUCCUGACGUCACUGCAGGCUAUUGUGACGUCAACAGUAUAUGGUGAAACGAGCAAUACAUAUAAGGGUAAAACCGUACCGUAACCUGCCGUAACCUCAAAGCGAUAAACAAUUUAUCUUGUUUCACAACAUAAAGAAAUUCGUUUUGCUCACGAAAUAACGUACAGAAAUAUCAAAAUGACUGUAGCAAAGAUUGAAUUUGCGGUGAAUAUGACUUGUCAAAAAUGUGUCGACUCGAUACAAAACAUUUUAUCUGGCGUAAAUGGAAUUGACAAAGUUGAUAUAUCUUUGGAAAAAAGUAACGUCAUAGUCGAAACAAAUUUACCGUAUUCCAUAAUCCAAGAAAAAAUUGAACAAACUGGAAGACAAGCUGUCUUAAAAGGAUACGGAGAUGGUACAAGUGCCGUUGCGAUGUUAGGAGGAAAUUCAGGAUAUAGCAUAGGUGAUAAAACGUUAGGCGUAAUAAGAUUUGCGCAAAUACCUGAUGGAUGCCUUAUAGAUGGAACAAUUGAUGGUUUAAGACCUGGACAACAUGGUAUGCACAUACAUGAAUGUGGUGAUAUUUCUCAAGGUUGCGAUAGUGUUGGAGAACAUUUUAAUCCAUAUAAAACAGUACAUGGUGGACCUAAUGAUGAUAAGUUUAAGAGGCAUGUAGGAGAUCUGGGAAACAUAACAGCAGAUAAAUCUGGGAGAGCUACUUUUAGGAUAAUUGAUAAACUUGUACAAAUAUCUGAUAUUAUUGGGCGGUCUUUAGUUAUAACUGAAAAUCCAGAUGAUUUAGGAAAAGGAGAUGACUUAACAUCUAAAAUAGAUGGAAACAGUGGAAAUAGAUUAGCUUGUGGUAUUAUUGCUCGCUCAUCUGGUUUAUUCCAAAAUACAAAAAAGAUUUGUGCUUGCGAUGGACUUUCACUAUGGGAUGAAAGAGAUAAAGUACUUUCAAACAAACAGGAUCAGCCUGCAGAAAGUAAUAAUUGUACAAUAUCCUAAAUCUUCUAUUAGUCCUGGACACGAUCUUGGAUAAUACAAUCUAGUAAAAUCUAGUCUUUUUUUAGAAUAUCGCUUUAUGUAAUAUAUCUAUUUCUAUAUUUGUAUAUUUUAAUUACACAAUAUUU
Messenger RNA from Ceratina calcarata, 1303 nucleotides. It is a transcript of the gene Ccs, whose product is annotated as copper chaperone for superoxide dismutase. Gene Ontology annotation, molecular function: copper ion binding. Bases 369 to 1178 code for a protein of 269 amino acids. Gene Ontology annotation, biological process: superoxide metabolic process. Lineage: Eukaryota; Metazoa; Arthropoda; Insecta; Hymenoptera; Apidae. The transcript is spliced from 7 exons. The record is from RefSeq and is a predicted model, not a curated record.